Brugia pahangi is the source of this 1620-nucleotide messenger RNA. The record is from the annotation of a GenBank genome assembly. Lineage: Eukaryota; Metazoa; Nematoda; Chromadorea; Rhabditida; Onchocercidae.
AUGGUGUCAGAGAGGGCGAGUAUUACAAACGUGGAACUGUUUCCAGGUCAUCCUAUCAAAGUGAUUGCAAAUCUUGAAGAUCUGGAGGAGCUAUAUCCCGUUAUUGAAGAAGCCGACUUAAUUGGAAUAGAUACUGAAUGGAAACCCUUGUUUAUUUGUACAAAUGAAAGGGUUGCACUUUUCCAAAUUUGUGUUCAACACUGCAGUUACCUUGUCGAUGUUAUCACUUUAGAAAAUGUGUUAACAGAAGAACAAUGGACACGAUUCUUCAAAGCUUUAUUUUGUGACAGCACUGCAAUAAAAUUAGGGUUCGAUUUUCUAAAUGAUCUGAAGGUUUUGCGUGCUUCUUACCCUUAUUUACAACCCUUGGAAGAGAUGAAGAAUGUGGUUUGUAUAUUGAAACUGGUGAAAAGCCUUCUGGCUUCGAAUCCAGCAUUUCUCGACUUUAGCGAUUCAAUUAACCUUCCAUUAUCAAGCGAAACUGAAAAUUUGUUGGAUAUUGUUUCUGAUGAAACAGUGCAUUUUCGACUAACUGAUUUAUGUCGGAAAGUACUUGGUCAGGCUCUGGAUAAAACAGAGCAGAUAGGUAAUUGGGCUAUGCGCCCUCUUCGCCGUGAGCAGAUGAAGUAUGCAGCUAUGGAUGGUUACUGUUUAUUGAAUCUUUAUAAUAAGUUAAAGAUAAGAGCUGAAAGAGAUUACAAUAUGGAUUGGACUAAGCACUGGAAGGAAUGUGAUAUUGCUCAAAUAAAGUCCAAAGAGAAUAAAACCGAGAAGAGGACUAAAAAGAAAGGAACCAAAUUUGAUGAAAAAGAAUUUGAACAAAUGAUUGAACGUGUAAAUUCUGACCUAAGUAAUGCACAAGUGAAAAGGAAACCAAAAGAUUUGAAGGUUAUUGUCGAUUCAAUGAUACUUGGUUUGGGCAAGCAUCUCAGAAGAUGCGGCAUUGACACGUUAUUAGCAGAAACACGGAAUUACUUGAUUGAAUGCGCAGAAAGAGACCCAAGUCGGUAUAUAAUAACGUGUGGAAAGGCGGUAGAUGAACUUCGAAGACAUCGGUUGUUGAGAGGAACACAUCGUGUAUUGUCUAUUCCAACCGCACAAAAUGUAAGCAUAAUUAAGCAGAUCGAAUUCAUCUUAAGACAGUUCAAUAUGUACUUAUCCAAAGAUGAUAUUUUUUCACGCUGCAUGAAAUGUAAUUCGAAUUCCUUCGUGGUCGCUCCAUCUCCCGUGCUAGAAGCAAUGUAUCAGGCAAAUGUUGUCGCUUCAAAUCCAUUUAGCGGCGAAGUUUGCGAUGCUGCAAAAUACAGUGGAAAAAUGCGAGAAGCUGACGCGAAAAUAUAUUCUGGAUACGAAUGUAAUCUCGAAGUCAGUGAAAGUGAUCAUUCAUGGAUAGUUGCACAUUGUCAUAAUGGUGUCUUAGAUAUCGAGAAUCGUCUAGUUGCUGCUCUCGGUUGUGAUAUGCCAGUUGAAGUUAAAAUAGAGAAAGUACCUUUGCAAGCUUUGCAGAAAAAAAGCAGGUUUUUUUAUGUCUGUGGUGUUUGUGGAACAGUAUAUUGGGAUGGUUGUCAUAUCGUUAAUUAUAAUGUGUUCGUUGAGCCUCUUUUGGCCGAAGAGAGAUAA